Zasmidium cellare ATCC 36951 is the source of this 1779-nucleotide messenger RNA. RefSeq lists its product as uncharacterized. The coding region runs from base 1 to 1779 and encodes 592 amino acids. The record is from RefSeq and is a predicted model, not a curated record. NCBI's taxonomy places the organism in Eukaryota, Fungi, Ascomycota, Dothideomycetes, Mycosphaerellales, Mycosphaerellaceae. The transcript has 3 exons.
AUGGCAAGUUCUCCCGCGGCAAAUCGAAGUCCUUGGUCUCUGUCCAUUUCGCCUUCGGACUGGCGUUUGGGGAAGUACCUGGUAAACGCGGUCGACCCAGGUACAUUCACUGACCCACCGAUCCACAAGCUGGAAACGGGUCAAAUCCGUGUGCUGGAACUUCACCCUGGCGCUCGAGGUGAUGAGUUGAAAUGCUCCGUCCGGGUAUGUACACUCGAUUCCACGGCAAUAGACACUAUAGCUGCUGGUAACAAAACCUUUCACCCCUUUUCGUACGAGGCUGUCUCGUAUGUAUGGGGAAGUACUGAGCGGAAUCACGUUCUCAAGUGCAACAAGAUCGUGAACGUUCAAGGGGAAAUGGACAGCGAGGAGCGGCUUUUCGAGAUGUACCAGGAACAGUUCGAGACAGAGAUCGCCAUAACCGAGAACCUCAAGGAGAUGUUAUUGGCUUUGCGAGAUACUCGGGAUACUCGGUCGCUGUGGGUGGACGGCGUGUGCAUCAAAAAGACCACGAAGAGCGGGCCGAGCAGUUACAAGGCACGCAGUGCGUUCAGGGUUGCUCGAAAGCUGGCGUCGCUAUACAACGAUGAGGCAGCAUGGCGAACGGCGCUCUCUUGUCGAGACCAGGCUGAGGAAUGGCAGAUAUAUGGAUUCCAUGUUUGGAGACUGGUGAAAGAUAAUGCGCUUUUCCUAGACCAGCAAGAGCAUCGGGCGCUGAGAGACGGCCUGUUGGGGAAGGAGUGGUUCAUCCGUACGUGGGUGUACCAAGAACUGGCCCUCGCUCGUAAUGUGGUCCUAAGGUACGCCGACGAGGAAAUGGACUGGGACACACUGGACACUGCAGUGCAGGCUUUCGUUGAGCUCUCAUUACCUCUGUCGCCUCUCAACAAUGGCCACAAAGCUGUACGCGACAUGGGAAGGAAGCGCCUGGCCGUGGCAAUGGUCCGCGAUUACAACCUCAAGCACCUCCGCGGCGACCCGGGCGGCCACCCUCUCAGUGCCAAAAUGCGAGCGGAUGAGUUGCUACUAGAGAGCUUGCUGGUCGAUGUCCGCAGUCUACGGGCCAAAGAUCCCCACGACAAAGUAUUCGGGAUACUAGGCCUUCUCCUCCCGAUUGAAGGACAAAGCAUCUCAGUCGACUACACGGUCCCCGUCCACGAAUUGUACAUGCAGGUCCUCUGCUUUCUAGGUGGCUUCUGCGCAGCCACUGCCCGAGAACCCGAAUUCAAAUUCCUGUCUGAUCCCAAUGGUGCCAACGCAUCAGAAGAGGAAAACCAACCCGAAGGACAAGAACCCCAUUCCCUCUUACGAAUCGCUGGCAUCAAAGCCCUUACAAUCGCAGAAACAUUCGAGGUGGAAGAUUUCGAAAGACAGGCAGAACUCCUCACGGGAAUGCCCGCCAACUACCCCCUGACAAACGAUACCUACGUGGAUGUGUACCUCAACAUCUUCGACGCGAGAGAUCCCAUCGACUUUCUACUUGGAACCCGUCGUGAUAUGCACCGGAAUUUUUGGCACGACCACAUCCCAGGGGUGCUCGCAGAUGCCAACGGCGAGAGCCAGAUCGUCGAGACUAGCGAGUCGUCUCCGACUUCACCUCCAGUUACAGCUGAUAUACUAAAAAGUCUAUUUCGAAGAACCCGAUUACAAGGGAUUGUGCUAGGUCCUCAAACUCGACAGGCCGAGAGACCGAUCCGUGACAAGAACUGGAGGGUCGGCUUCGUCUCGACGAAUGGCUUCAUGGGCGUGGUUCCGAAGAAGAGUCGAGCUGGGGAUUAG